UUAGUUUUCGAAUCGAUGUAAAGAUUUAGAUUAUAAUUUUAAAGACCGAUAUUUGAGAAAAACCAUUAAGUUGAAUCUUAGGACGGCUCCAACCAAUAUAUUUUUAGAUGUAGACGCACAGCUGUUUGUCAUAUAACGCUGUUUUUGUUUAUUUACAAAUAUGGAUAGAAAUUUUCCAAACACUGUAAAACUUUAAAGUGUAGCGAUUCAUGAGACAAUUCAAAUUUUUCGCUUAGUUUGCAAUUACGUGGACAAGAAAAUAAAAAAUGGUUAUAGGACGAAUAGAGGACAUGAUAAGCAAUUCGUGUAUUUUUCUCACUUCUCUAAUAGUAGCUGCAUUAAUCAACCUCUGCUGGAAGAUGGGUCACGAGUGGCUGUACUAUAAGCAUCAUUAUCAUCCACCAAAUAUUGUUAAGCAGAUAUUUUUACGUGUUUUUGAAAUCAAUAUUGGCAUAUUUUUAAUACUUGUUAUAGAUGUAAUAUUACUUGUUUACUUUUGGAGUAAGUUAAAUUUAUUAGAACUGUUAUUUGACGUUCCAUUAUGUCUGGUAGCUAUGGCGUCGGGACUUCUUCGAAGUGAAUUCGAUCAAGUUAGUUUUAUACGUAAAUCUCACAGCUUAGAUUAUGCUGGUGGAAUGGCCAGUAAUUAUUAUUUUGGCUAUCUAAAACAUGUUUUGGCUGCAUCGGUUACAGAUGUUUUAGAAGGAAUAUGCGAACGAAUUAAAUUGUACUCUGCACAAAAUAGUGUGUCUUUUGUCAGUGAUAAACUGGUUAUAUUGAUACCAAACACUAUGUACCUAAACCCAAAAAUUGAUGAUAGUAAAUUAUUAGAAAAAACAAAUGCUCUGGAACCUGUAAUAAAAAAUCGAGCUGGUGUUCAAAGAAGGUUUUACAACGAUGUAUAUCGAAUAAAAAAGCCCAUUAAUAAUAAAUACUAUUAUAUUGUUCUUGAGGGAGCAACACCUUUACAAUCAUUUUAUGACGCAAUGCAAGAGGAAAGGAAUAUUUCCAGAACCUCAUUGAAAAGAAUGCAACGUGAAAUAUUAUUAAAAUUUUAUACUUAUUUGAAAAAAUUGCUUUUGAGCCGACCAGAUACAGAAAAUGAAGCUGAACUAAUAUUAUAUAAUGCAUAUAAGGAAGAUGGCUCAAAAGUGGACGUGGGCGAAGUGAUAAUAAGUUAUUUUCAUGAGAAACUAAAAAAAGAAACGUAAUUUAUCGAAUCUGUUUUAUAAGAAACUAUUAACUAACUAAAUGAGUAAUAUUUGUCUUUUAAUGCUAAAGCAAUGUUAACUAA
Teleopsis dalmanni is the source of this 1294-nucleotide messenger RNA. Its product is annotated as stimulator of interferon genes protein-like. Gene Ontology annotation, cellular component: autophagosome; endoplasmic reticulum membrane. The record is from RefSeq and is a predicted model, not a curated record. The transcript is spliced from 5 exons. Gene Ontology annotation, biological process: reticulophagy; activation of innate immune response; positive regulation of type I interferon production. Bases 267 to 1211 code for a protein of 314 amino acids. Gene Ontology annotation, molecular function: 2',3'-cyclic GMP-AMP binding; cyclic-di-GMP binding. Lineage: Eukaryota; Metazoa; Arthropoda; Insecta; Diptera; Diopsidae.